Messenger RNA from Caenorhabditis elegans, 1339 nucleotides. It is a transcript of the gene ttm-5, whose product is annotated as Putative sphingolipid delta(4)-desaturase/C4-monooxygenase. Bases 80 to 1168 code for a protein of 362 amino acids. Gene Ontology annotation, cellular component: membrane. NCBI's taxonomy places the organism in Eukaryota, Metazoa, Nematoda, Chromadorea, Rhabditida, Rhabditidae. Gene Ontology annotation, biological process: lipid metabolic process; sphingolipid metabolic process; sphingolipid biosynthetic process. The record is from RefSeq and is marked reviewed. The transcript has 7 exons. Gene Ontology annotation, molecular function: catalytic activity; sphingolipid delta-4 desaturase activity; sphingolipid C4-monooxygenase activity.
GUGUUCCGAAAGAAAAAUAACCGCCCAUUGAUUUUCUUUUUGUGCAGGAAUUUGUAGAGAUCUCAAAACUGCUCUUAAAAUGGGGCAAUCAGUGAGUCGAGAUGAUUUUAUUUGGACGUUAACAGAGCAGCCACAUAUGAGUAGACGAGAGGAAAUUGUGAAAAAGUACCCAGAAGUUAAAAAGCUAUUCGGCGUUGAUCCAUCUCUAAAAUACGUGGUGUCUAGUUUGGUAAUAUUUCAAAUUUUUAUGUGUUGGUUAUUACAAGAUGCUGAUUGGAUAUUAAUAAUACUUGAAGCCUACUUUUGCGGUGGAAUAAUCAAUCACGCAAUGACACUUGCCAUCCAUGAUAUUUCACAUAAUACGGCUUUUGGUAAUAAGUACCCAUUGAAAAAUCGAUUUUUCGGAAUGUGGGCAAAUUUGCCGAUUGCUGUGCCGAUAUCAGUGUCUUUUAAGAAGUAUCAUGUGGAGCAUCAUCGAUAUUUGGGAGAAGAUGGCCUAGAUACAGAUGUCCCUACAACAUUUGAGGCCGAGUUCUUCACCACCGCGCCGCGGAAGCUUCUGUGGCUUGCCUUACAACCGUUUUUCUAUGGUUUCAGGCCAUUGAUUAUUUAUAAGAAAGCUCCUACUGAUAUGGAAAUUUUAAAUGCUAUUAUUCAGAUCUCAUUCGACUUAUUAAUACUGCACUUUUUUGGCGUUAAAUCACUAUUCUAUCUACUUUUUGGAACAAUUAUCAGUAUGGGACUCCAUCCAAGUGCUGGGCACUUUAUCUCGGAGCACUAUGCUUUUAAGGAGGAUCAGGAGACUUUUAGUUACUAUGGUCUCUGGAACCUAUGUACCUUUAACGUAGGCUACCACGUCGAACACCACGACUUCCCAUACAUCCCCGGACGAGAUCUCCCGAAAUUACGUGCAAUGGCUCCAGAAUACUACGAAAAUUUGCUGAAACAUACCUCGAUGAUGCAGAUUUUAACAGAAUUCGUCGUAAAUCCGGCAAUGGGUCCGUAUGCUCGACUGAAACGAAAGCCACGUGUCGCACAGGAAUUCUAUGGAAAUUAUCAGUUAUUUGAAUAUGUUGAAGGGUUCCUCCACCAUAUUGGUGUCUACCGCCUUCAAAAGUUUGCAGUUAACGUGUUUGAUCUCAACAAUAACAGCAAGAAGCUCAACUAGUUUGGGAAGGAUUAAAUACAGAUGUUCUCUUUUAAACAAAUUAUUCGUUUGUUCUAAACAUUCUUCUCAUUUUUGUUGGCAAAUUUUGUUGACCACUUUUUAAUUUUAUAAACCAUUUUAUUGUUGUUCUGAUGGAAAAUUUCGCAAAUUAAAUUUUUUUUUUGUUCAAAA